AUGUCUUCCCCUGGCGCCAUCGUGGCCGUGGUGCUUGUGGUAUCGUUUGUAGUGUUAAUCACUCCAUUAAAAGGCCAACUGCACAAAAACCUCAAGUACUACGAAACGCUGCACGCAAACGACUUGUCACAUCGGAUAGAGAAGCGCGGCGCCAAGCACAGUAACCAUCCGUUCAACACCAUCAAGGAGGUGGAGUUUCGGGUGUUGGGAAAGAACUUUCGUCUCAUUCUGCACCCGCAAGCAUCCGUGCUGCACAGCAACUUUCGCGCCUACUCAGUCGAUGGUAACGGCAGCGAAUCGAUCGUACACCUCGAUCGAAGUAACUUUUUCAAGGGACGUGUGUUUGGCGAAAUGCAAUCGCACGUCAGUGCCCACAUCGACGAUGGUGUGCUAACGGCAUCGGUCGUACUGCCAGAGGAAACGUACCACAUUGAACCGUCCUGGCGUCAUCUGCCACAUCAGACCGAUCGACGCCACAUGAUUGCGUACCGCGCGUCGGAUAUCAAGUUCAGCUGGGACCACAUCGAUUCGGUUGGUGGUGAACUGGGCGGAGUGCCGAGGACCUGUGGAUACGUAAAGGAAGGACUGGAGCUCGAACAGGAUGACGAAAGCGACGAACAUGCUGGUGAAUUCGACAGUGAACCCACGCCGGAAUCGGUGUGGCAUUCGGAGGAUGCUCCACGUGAAAGCAAACUAAAGCGUCACAAAAGACAGGCCGACCAGUAUGAGUACACUCCGACGAAAACCCGCUGCCCGUUGCUCCUCGUCGCGGAUUACCGAUUCUUCCAAGAGAUGGGAGGAAGCAACACGAAAACCACUAUCAACUAUCUGAUAAGUCUCAUCGAUCGUGUGCACAAGAUCUACAACGAUACCAUCUGGCAAGACCGUUCCGAUCAGGAAGGUUUCAAGGGAAUGGGUUUCGUGAUCAAGAAAAUCGUGGUCCACUCGGAACCGACUAGAGUGCGUGGCGGAGAGGCGCACUACAAUAUGGUACGAGAGAAGUGGGAUGUAAGAAACUUGCUUGAGGUCUUCUCUCGUGAGUACAGCCACAAGGACUUCUGUUUGGCUCACCUUUUCACGGAUCUAAAGUUUGAAGGUGGCAUCCUCGGGCUGGCCUACGUAGGUUCGCCGCGCCGUAAUUCCGUCGGAGGCAUCUGCACGCCAGAAUAUUUCAAAAAUGGCUACACCCUCUAUCUGAACUCCGGACUGAGCAGUUCGCGCAACCACUACGGCCAACGUGUCAUUACUCGCGAGGCGGAUCUGGUGACGGCUCACGAGUUCGGCCACAAUUGGGGCUCGGAGCACGAUCCCGACAUACCGGAGUGCUCCCCGAGCGCCUCGCAAGGGGGCAGCUUCCUCAUGUACACCUACUCGGUCAGUGGGUACGAUGUGAACAAUAAGAAGUUUUCGCCAUGCUCGCUACGCUCGAUCCGUAAGGUGCUGCAAGCGAAAUCGGGACGGUGCUUCUCGGAGCCAGAGGAAUCGUUCUGCGGCAAUCUGCGCGUGGAGGGCGACGAGCAGUGCGACGCAGGGUUGCUGGGGACUGAGGAUAAUGAUGCAUGCUGCGAUAAGAACUGCAAGUUACGCCGCAAUCAGGGCGCGGUGUGCAGCGACAAGAAUUCACCCUGCUGCCAGAACUGCCAGUACAUGAUGGCAGGCGUCAAGUGCCGGGAGGCACAGUACGCAACUUGCGAGCAGGAAGCACGCUGCACCGGUAAUCAUGCCGAGUGUCCGAAAAGUCCGCCGAUGAGCGAUGGCACGAUGUGUCAGGAGAGGGGCCAAUGCCGUAACGGCAAGUGCGUCCCGUACUGCGAGACACAAGGCCUGCAGAGCUGCAUGUGUGACAUCAUAGCGGACGCGUGUAAACGCUGCUGCCGACAGAGCAUCAACGAAACGUGCUUCCCGGUUGAACCUCCCGACGUGCUGCCGGACGGAACACCCUGCAUACAGGGCUUCUGCAACAAAGGGAUGUGCGAAAAGACGAUCCAAGACGUGGUGGAGCGAUUCUGGGACAUUAUCGAGGAAAUCAACAUCAACAAGGUGUUGCGCUUUUUGCGUGACAACAUUGUCAUGGCAGUUGUAAUGCUCACGGCACUCUUCUGGAUACCGGUAAGCUGUGUGAUUGCCUACUUUGACCGGAAGAAAAGAAAAGAGGAUUGGAAAGAGUAUGAGUGGAGUCAGAAACUGGAUCUUAUUCAUCCAAGUGAUCGGCGAAGGGUAAUCCACAUCAGAGUACCAAGACAGAAGAUUACCGUUGCCAGAAUGUAGAACGGGGGAGAAAGGUUUAUGGAUAUCUUCUGUAAACGUCGAUCGAGUAAAUGCAUUAAUUACUAAGUUAGUAUCAAUUGUUUCGAAUAAUUUUGCGCCAUUAGCGACAUGAUUAUCAAUUGAACACAUCCACGUCUUACGAAAGCUACCACACUC
Molecule: messenger RNA, 2424 nt
Organism: Anopheles cruzii
Lineage: Eukaryota; Metazoa; Arthropoda; Insecta; Diptera; Culicidae
Gene: Tace
Product: ADAM 17-like protease
Exons: 7
Coding region: 1-2268 (755 amino acids)
Biological process (GO): Notch signaling pathway; membrane protein ectodomain proteolysis
Cellular component (GO): plasma membrane
Molecular function (GO): metalloendopeptidase activity
Source: RefSeq, a predicted model, not a curated record